Ahaetulla prasina is the source of this 4251-nucleotide messenger RNA. RefSeq names its product interleukin-9 receptor-like. The coding region runs from base 2139 to 3548 and encodes 469 amino acids. Gene Ontology annotation, cellular component: external side of plasma membrane. Gene Ontology annotation, molecular function: cytokine receptor activity; protein binding. The record is from RefSeq and is a predicted model, not a curated record. Lineage: Eukaryota; Metazoa; Chordata; Lepidosauria; Squamata; Colubridae. The transcript is spliced from 9 exons. Gene Ontology annotation, biological process: immunoglobulin mediated immune response; cytokine-mediated signaling pathway.
CGGGGGCGGGCCGAGGGGGCCGGCGGCGCUUCGGGUCUUUUCGUGGGAGCCCGGGCCGAGCGGAGGCGGGCGGCGUCCUGCCCGCGCAGCGGCCUCCCCGGCGGGCCGCGAGAGGAAGCGCGGAGGGGGGCUAGUGCCUGAAGGCCAAGGGCCGCUUCCCCUCAUUCAUUCCGCGACUCCGCCCCGUUUUGCUGCCCCCUGGUGGGCAAGUGUGAGUCCUGCAGCGAAAGGCGCGUCAUAAGGAUCCCCUUGAAAGCGACUCGGGAUCCGGUCGGGCCGCUUGCCCAGCGCUGAGCUGAGCGCUGCUUCCGCACUUCUGAAGCGAGCCAUGGAGGGCUAAUCCGCCUUCGGCUCCGUUGUCUUUCCAUAGCUUGACCCGCUUUGCAAACCCCAUUUCGCCCAGCCGGCUUAUCACGUGGUCUCCUGUCUGUCUCGGCCCAGAAAGUCCGUUCAGUCGGUAACGGCUCCACGUUGUCUGGGAAGUUGCAAUUGAAGCGUCAGCUCGGCACAGUAUGAAGACUUUUGACCAGGGCUCUCCAACCUUGGCCACUUUAAGCCUGGAGGACUUCAACUCCCAGAAUUCCCCAGCCAGCUUUGCUGAAAAGCACCUGAAAAACUUUGCUGGCUGGGGGAGUCUGGGAGUUGAAGUCCUCCAGGCUUAAAGUGGCCGAGGUUGGAGAGCCCUGCUUUAGACUGAGGUCUCUGUGGUGCUUUUCAGGUUCCGCCUCAAAAGGCCACCGUGCCUGAAGUUAACAUCGGAGGGAACUUCCGGUGACUUCUUAAAAAGAACCAUAUAAGGUGCCAUUUUAGGACCAGCAUCCUGCCAAAGUGAUGUGCCCUGUCUACCACCUUCCUAGGUCUUCCUGCCUGCUGGCAAAGAGCUGUUUUCAGGAUCAUUCGAAAGGCCAGAGAACGGGCCCGUCUGAUCUGCGGCAGGAUGAUGGUAUUCCACAAGGCAGAGAAGGUUCUCUUCCUCGUCCUAAUAAAGAAGAAAAUUCGUAGCUCAGGAUUGAAGUGAGGGGCAAGGAAUGGCAGAGCAAGACAGUAGAAUAUAAACAGAGACUAAACCCCACUCCUUAUACCACUGAUGGUGUUACCCGGUUUGGGUAAUGAAACAUCUGCAAAACAACAAACAAAAUAAACAAAACCCCAACCCAAGCUCAGAUAACACCAAGGACCCUUCUUGGCCCUGCCAGACAAUUGGCCCCUCCUUGGCUAAUUGGCCCCUCCUGCCAGCCCUGAUGAAAAGGGGAGAUGCAACUGGGGACAGGCCUCUAGUCACCCAGCCUCAGCCCAUAUGGGGCUUUAUAGGUCAUUGCCUGAAUCUUGAAUCAUCAAUGUGGCUGCGGCUGAAACUCCUUGAGCAGACGGCGUAACAUGCACAAAAUUGUGGACACACGUAACUGCACACACAGCUGCAUUUUGAACUAGUUGAAGCUUCCUAAUAUCCUUCAAGGGCAGCCCUGUGUAGAACACAUUGCAGUAAUCCAUAGGAGAGGUGACUAAAUGUGAAUGACAGCCUAUUGCACCAUGAUAAUUUAGAGGCACAGUGAACCUAUUGGCACUGUGAUAGGUUCACAUUCUAGAUUAGGGGAAAAUUGGGCAAGGCAGUUUACAUUUGGUCUGUUAAGGGAAAACAGGCAUAGUAUAGCCAAGAUGUCCAAACCAGGCCAUUGCCCUAAACUAUAUUAUAGCUAGGGAAUGCAAUGUGUUCUAUGCUUUUAAUCCAGUAUUGCAUCAACUCAGCCUGGGAGUCUCCACCCUGAAAAAGAGUGUGAAGGGCUACAAAUGGCCCCUUCCAACAUGUGUCCAUUUGGACAGAGGAACUCUGCUUUAGGAUCAUUGUCAGAGUAAGCUGUGAAUUGUUGAUCACCAACACUCUAAUCUUGUUGGGGCUUGUCACAUGUCCACACUUAUCUGCUGGCCCUCCAGAUCAGUUCCCCAAUCUGAGAGACGGUUUCCCUCACUUACCAAGUUUGAAAUCAGGCAGGAUAUUAUUUUGGUGCAAGAACCCAGUGUCUUUGGAGACCACCUUCUGUCUGCUGGGUAAAGGGCAUCUUCCUUUCAGUGGAAAAACUUGAGAAGAAUAUCUGCACCUUCCUGAGCAGUGACAGAAGAGCCAAGGACAUCCAGAGGUCAUGGGAAAAGCCUCCUGUGGGACAGCUGCCUGCUUGACGCUCUGGGCUCGGUUCUUCCUUCUCUCGGCAAUGGAGCAAACAGCGGAGGCUGCCAGCCGGGUGCAGUGUCUCAACAAUUACGGUUUUCAGGGACGCAGACUGGACUGCCGAUGGCACCGCAAUCAGGCUUUGGAGGGAACUCUGUUCUACCUCAAUUUCUCUGACACCCUUGGACUCUCCAGUGACCUCAUCUGCCCUCUUUCCGCCUCCCCUGGCACCCCUGAUCACUUCAACUGUUCCGUGCACAGCAAGGAAGGCGAGUUCACAGAAAACGAUGAGUACAAAGUGGUUCUGCACGUCAGCUCCUUGGGAGAAAACCAGACCAACGUGAUCUUUCUGAAGUAUAAGCCCAGACUACACAUUCAGUGCGAUCCACCCUUUGAUCUGCAGAGCAAAUGCAGUGACAAUACAUGCUGUGUCCGCUGGAAGAGGCCAAAGGCCUGUGAGGAGAUUUUGGAGGACUGGCAGUGGGAGCUGGCAUUCAAGGCUGUUCAAGAGCCCUGGGAGCAAGCACAGAGAAGGGUCUUCGUCAACUCGGAAACCUGGGUGCACAUAGAAAGCUUUGAGUUCAAGAGCGAUAGAGAUUAUGUUGCAAGAAUGCGCUGCAAAACCCCGGAGGAGAAUCAUCACUAUGGCAGCCACUGGAGUCCAUGGAGUUCCUGUGUCACUUGGACAGCUCACCCAGGUGACUGGCAGCAGCUUGAUGCUCCCAUCUACCUCCUGUUCUGCCUCGGCACCCUCCUGCUGUUGCUGGCGCUGGCCUUUGCCCUCUUCAAGAGGGUGCAGAGGAGCUGCGGGGCCAGCAUCCCCACACCAGCCACCUUCUUCCAGCCUCUCUACCUGGCUCACCAAGGGGUUUUCAAGGUAACGGCCUCCCGCCCUCCAGUGCCGGGCAAAGGAAUCGGCUGUCCCCACCCACCCUUCCUUCCUGUGGCUUUGGCGAGCCCGGCUGACGCUGCUGCGCUCUCCCUUCUGCAGGGGUGGGCAGGGCUGGCCCCGGAGGAGGCAGCGGAGGCAGUUUCUCGGCUCUCCUUUCUGCAGCUGCCCACCUGCACCAUGUCGGGGCCAGCCAAGCAGUGUGCAUCUCCGCUAAUCGAAGAGCUCCGGGGGGCGGCACUGGAGGCUGAGCACCCACCCAGUGACUACUGCACCCUUGGCGGGGCAGCCAAAGGGGUAGCCCCCAUUCCUGCCCACUGGCCCCAGCCGCUGCUGCCUCCCAGUGCCCACUCGGGACCUCCAGCUGGCUCACUUCCCCUCUGCGGCAAAGGCCGAGCCCAGGAGCCGCCCGGCACCCCCGCCGCUCUGGGAGGGCUGCUCCAGGACAGCGGCCGGAGUGGGGAGGUGUGGCCGAUGCAGCCCCUCUUCCUUUGAGGCUCCUAAGUAACGGGAAGCACGGCGUUGGGAAACCCAGUCUGUGAAUGUCAAUGGAAGACUAUUUGGGCAUCAAUGCAUCACAUCCUUUUAUAUAGAUAUAAAAGAAAUAUUUCAUUCAUCAAUUUCAUUGAUUUGUUUUUUUACAAUUCCUCCUUUUAGGAAAAAAGUGGGUUUGGUUAACAGAAAAGUAGAAUUGUUGUGAAAGAAAACUUACAUGUUAGUAAUCUAAUGGUACAAUUGACCUGAAUAUAUAUUGUAAGAAUAGUUUUCGUUCAGUGCUUCUGCUUUCUCUUUUCCUUUUGCAUAUAAUAAAAUAAAAACAUGAGGACGGACGGACCACGAUUGAUAGAAAUUUCUUGCUUGAGGGGACUGGACUCCAAAACACUGUGCAAUUAUGGGGAGCUGCCCUGCCUGCUGCCUUUGCAGCAGCAAGACUGUUGAUUGGACAAUAUUGGAAGAAAGAAGAGGUACCUACAAUAGAAGAAUGGAUACUGAAAGUCAUUAAUUUGGCUGAGAUGGCUAAAAUCUCAGCUUUUUUAAAAGACAAUACGCAGGAAAGAUAUUUAAUUGAAUGGAAAAAAAUGGAUUGAUUAUCUACAAAACAGAUAUCAGAUUAAGAAAUAUCAGAUUACCUUUGAAUAAUUAGAAAGUUAUUUUAUUUAAUGGGGAGGGGGUUGGGAGAUGAAAAGCUUUGGAUGUG